CCAGGAUGUAGUAUGGUGGUCACUCACUGCUGGUUCCUUCUUCCAGUCAGUGAAAGCCGACAUCUCGCCUUUACGUCUCAGAGAGAGUUAUUGAUGGUGCAUCAAGCACUUAGCAAAUUAGUUUUAUAUUUUUCUUUCCUUUUUACCUCUAACAAAUACCAGUCUAUUUCAGGCCAUACAAUCUUCCAUGGAGCUACAACCAGAUAAAAUACAGAAGGAAUUAUCCUUAGAUCAAACACUCCACAUUCUUUAGCAAUAUUAGUCCUCAGUUCUAGCAACUUUAAGGUCUUUUCACUCAAACAGCCGGCAAGAUGUACUUCAUGAAGUCCUUCAGUCACAAGAGUUUCAAAUCGGGGAGAUCAGGCUCAUCCAAUCAACCUCUGCUGUAUACUGUCUAACUCCUCCGACAUCUACUGUGAGGAAGUGCUUCGAGAGAUUAGUCAUGGCCAAAAUCAACUUCUGCCUGACCAACGACCUGGACCUGCUGCAAUUUGCCUGUCGCCACAUCUGAGAUGCGGUCUCACUAGCUCUCCACUCGGCCUUGGAUUACCUGAACAACAGCAAUACCUAUAUCAGGCUGCUGUUUAUUGCUUACACCACCAUCCACAGUAUUAAUCAACAAGCUUCAAAAACCUGGACCUCUGUACCUCCCUCUGCAACUGAGUCCUUAACUUGCUCAUUGGGAGAUCAGUCACUGUGAAUUGAUAAUAACAUCUCCACUUUGUUGAUAAACAACACAUCCACACCUCAAGAAUGCAUGCUUAGCCCACUGCUCUUCUUUCCCUACACUCAUGACUGUGUGGAUAGGCACAGCUCAGACACUAUCUGCAAAUUCACCAAUGACACCACUAUCGUUUGCAGAACCCAGAUGGCAAUGAAGAGGCUUACAGGAGCAAGAGAGGUUGGUCGGGUGGUGUGGCAACAAUCUUGUACUCAACAUCAGCAAGACCAAGGAUUUGAUUGUGGACUUCAGGAAGAGGAAAUUAGGAGAACACAACUGAAGUGGGAAGGGUGAGCAGCCUCAAGUUCCUGCGUGCCAACAUCUCAUAGGAUCUAUCUUCGGUCCAACACAUUGAAGCAAUCAUGAAGAAGGCCCAUCAGGAUCAAUGCUUCUUUAGGAGUUUCAGUAGAUUUGGUAUUGAGAACCUUCCUUGUGAGCUUCAGCGGAUCUUCCAUUUGAUGCGGGACCUGGAUCAAAGAACUGAAGAUAAAAAGGUAGAAAUCGACAAGUUGGCAACGGAAUAUAUUUCAAACGUCAAGAACCUGUCUUCAGAUCAACGAGUGGAUCAUCUAAAGAAGAUUCAGCUAGCCUACAAUAAAUGCAGAGAAUAUAGUGAUGACAAAGUACAGCUAGCAAUGGAAACAUAUGAAAUGGUUGAUAAACACAUCAGGCGACUGGAUGCUGAACUGGCCAGGUUUGAAGCUGAUCUGAAGGAAAAGUUGGAAUCAAGUGACUAUGAGAACUCGGGAGGUAGUAAGAAAGGCAGAGGGCAAAAAGACAAGAGGGGCUCUAGAGGCCGUGGCAGACGUGGAGCUGAUGAAGAUGUUCCGAAGAAGAAGAAGCAGAAAGGGGGGGCAGAGUACUCUGACUCCAUUCUGAAGAUGCACCCAUCUGAUGUUUUGGACAUGCCAGUUGACCCCAAUGAACCCACCUAUUGUUUGUGUCAUCAAGUUUCUUACGGAGAAAUGAUUGGCUGUGAUAACCCAGAUUGCCCAAUUGAGUGGUUUCACUUUGCUUGUGUGGACCUCGCAACAAAACCAAAGGGGAAAUGGUUCUGCCCACGAUGUACCCAAGAAAGGAAAAAGAAAUGAAGCUAGAACCUACUUAUUGGCUUAAACAUCUGUGUUUUUUGUUCAAAGUUUGGCAAUUUUAUAUAAUUUCCAUAAAUUUGUUACCCAGCUGAGAGGGUGUUAUAGGGGUACUUUGAAUUAAUUCAUUCCUACAGCUGGUUUAAUUAAAAUCAUUAAGAUUUUCUUUGUGUAAUUUCCAUGUAAACAAAGUUUAUUUGGACAUUGAAGGUUUCUAUAACUGACUAAGCUAGGAUACACAAUUGGACCACAGUGGUUCCCAAUUCAUGAGAUCCAUUCCAGGGUCAGCUGAGUGUGAAUGGGAAUGAUGUGUGAAAAUAUAUAGGGAUUUUUGUUGAAAUUAGAGAACAAAGAGCUAUUGUAGAAAUUCAUAUUUUUAAAAAUCAAUUCAUUAAAGUGACAGCAAUAAGCAUUGGGUUCAGGGAAUUGUUUAAUCCCCUACACAUUACUGAUACCAGAGCAUUGAAGCUGGGUGCACAAAGCUCUGUUCUGCCAAAGGAGAAAUAAUAUUGUAGGUCUCUGUACAUUGAAGGUACCAUUAACCAAAGCAACUAUUGCCCUCUCUGGUCCCAGGAAGGUAUCAGAUAUGCACCUCAUUUGCAGAUAAGCAGAUUGCACAUGGCUGCAACAGUUGCUGUGGAUUUGAUGUUACCUAAUAUUAAAGCUGCUUCAGGAAAGGAAAUAUGCUUGCAAGUAUUAGUAUGAACAGGGAUUUGAUCAUUAGUGGAGGUGCACUGAUUUCUGAAAUGUUAUGAUUGUGAUAAUGAGAGAAAAACCUUUAUACUUUGACGAAAUAUGUUUUAAGAAAACAGGAAUGUCAAUUUAUUGUGCAAUAUUGUGGUUCGUAGAAUCAUUUGAUAUUUUCAUAAAGGAUUAUGUGGCAGGGUUUACAGACUCCUGAAGGUAUUUUAUUGACAUUGUAAUUUGUAAACCAAAGAGCCCACGUUUCAAGAAUGUGAUAUUUUAAACCACUGCUGUCAGUGUAUACACCUUAUACUACUUGUUUUGUGAUAUAUAUAGAUAUAUACGUGUAUAUAUAAACAUUUGAAUAGUUUUGAUAAUUCUUAACCCUAUUUAGUAUUGAAGGAAGACCUUAAAACCAAAAUAAAAUAAACCUGUUUUUCCUGUUGAACACAACUAUGAACUCCGUCUCACAGUGAAUAAACAGUAAUAUAAUGUAGCAGUGGAGUUAACUUUCAGAAAUAUGUUUAUAGAUGUUCUUUGCAUUUCUAGCUUUUUGCAAGUGAAUGAUAAAUCUGUCAGUCAAUUGGACAUGGCCUUCCACUUCUAGUUAUUUUUGAUUAAUCGAGUGCCUUUCGUGUGGAAACUUGUCAUUUGCAGAAAAAUCUAGAAUUUAAACUCCUGAAAAGGCUGCAUAUUUAAUUCCUGUUUGCUAAAUAUGGUUCACCAACUUUUAUCGUACAGACGGCACUCUGCUUAAGUCUGUGGGUCAUGGUAGGGUGAACUAAAAUUGAGGCUGUGGGAUUAUCAUUUGCUUGCAGGACUAUGGCUAUAAUUUAACUAGCAAAAAUUCUACAUCAUUUAGAAACUAUUUACUCCCUUUGGCUGGUAAUAUUCCACCCAUUAACCACAUGGAUUGUGAAAGCUGUAUUGGGUACAUCUUAGUUGCUUCAGAUUCUAGCUGAUUGUUUCAUAAAUGACACCUUAUAAUGAAACACAUCUUUCCUGCAUCAUGUCUGAUUAUCAAGACAGUUAGGGAGAGUAGUCUUUCUUUUAAUAGUCUUCCAGAAGGCAAAAAAAUAUAAGAACCCAUACUGACCAGACGUGGCAAGAGUCUCUGAGCAUUGCACAGGGUACUCAUUCUAGGAAAAAGUUCCUCCAAACCAGAAAUGAAGAAGUGAGGCUGCUGCCUGCAAUUUGUGUUUAACUGAUUAAUUAAAUAAUAUCAAAUCAGAACUACAUUGUACAAAUUUAAUCCUGCAGAUUAUUUGUAUGAUUUGGGUUGGAAAAUUGCUUUGGCCUAAAACUCAAUUCCAGAGCUUGCUGAUAUUGACUUCACAUUGAACAUACAUAUUGAUGACUCCAUCCCCACCCACACUAUUGUGUAUGGUUUGGAGCAGCAUACCACAAAAAAUGCUGCUGAGAAGAGAAACUAUUUUGGUCACGCCAAGAGAAGAUACCCAAUAACAUGAAAAAAAUAGCAAAAACUAAUACUCAAACAUGAGGAAAUCUGCAGAUGCUGGAAAUUCAAGCAACACACACAAAAUGCUGGUGGUGGAACACAGCAGACCGGGUGGCAUCUAUAGGGAGAAGUACAGUUGACAUUUCGGGCCAAAACCCUUCGUCGGGGUCUCGGCCCAAAAUGUCAACUGUACUUCUAUAGAUGCUGCCUGGCCUGUUGUGUUCCACCAGCACUUUGUGUGAAAAACUAAUAUUGUAUGCUUAGAAAGGUGGUUAUUGUGGGAUUCAGUUCAGAGAAUUAUUUACAUAAUGCAUAGUACUGAUGAUGUAUGAAAAUAUGCCAAAGAGUAGUAGUAUUAGAAGCUAUUAAUGGAAGUAAUCAGAACAGGUAUCAAGAAGAAUGUAUUAUUGAACUGUGAUUAUAAAAAUAUUGGACAAUCUACAGCCGCAUAUGUAAGAGAAAUAAAUCAGAAAUAAUUUGAGGUUGCACUGAUCUGGGAAAAUAUCUCAGAUAGGUGAAAUAACUUUCUCAUCCCUGAUUUUUAAUGAUUUCAUAAACUAGUGAUAAUGUAAUUUUUAUUUUGGAUUUUAUUAAUAAUUUUUGUUAAAUUUCUUUAAACGAGUCCAUGUUUUAAUGCUUACUGUUAAUAAAGUCAGCAGAACAUUGGUUUCAGUUUUCCAGUGGAUAUCCCCUGUUAACUGAAGAACAGUAAGAUACUGAUACACAGUCAACAUCUACCCAUCUUUUUCACAGAGUAAUUUCAAUCUCAACACAUUUAUCUGGCUACUGACUCAGUAUUCAUUUCUUCUUUUUAGCCACUCAGUACUUGCAACUCUGAUAUCUGUGUCUAAGUCUGAAAUGCCCAUUUGAACAGUUAUGUCUGUAAACCUGAAGGUGUACUUUCAGGACAAAUUUUAAAAGUUAAAUCCUAAUUCUCAAUGAUUUGUAAACAACUGUUGCCUGAUUCAGUUGGAGUGGGCAUCUGUUUAUGUAACAACAUGUCUUGAGAGGGUUCAGUGUAUGGGUAAUUUGGCAAUGUCAUGUUUGAAUGCCAUUUUAUUUUUAAACAAUUUUUACCCUUCUAUUUGGAAUGAAAUUCAGCUCCUGUUAGAGAUGAUUGAUGUUCUCAAUCUAAUAUAUUUCUAAACCACAAUUAAAUUUCAGAAAUGUAUAUAUAGUAACUGUUUGAAUUCUAUUUUUCUUACUUUCCCAAUGUGACAUUACUCUUAAUUAUGCUUCCCUAUUGCCUCCUCUUGGAAUCAUAGAAUUAUUCAGAAUAGCCACUCCAUGCUUUUCACAAGCCAGUUCCUUUUCUUCCAACUUCCUAAUACGCUCAGCGAGCUUUCCCAUUAAUACAUCUAACAGAUCUAAAGCCAACAAUAAUAGUUUCACAUUCUCACUACUCUUAAAGAGAAAAUUUUUUAUUAACUGAAUUCCUUAUUUAUUGUUGAUAUGUACUUCACAUCAAUGGCUUUUAAUCUUGCUCUCUGCUACCAGUGAAAACUCUAUCCACUCUGAAAAAAUAAUGCUUUAAUGAUCCCCCUUUAACUUUUCCUUUUCAAAAUGUUCUCAUUAGUGUCAGUGGCCAACCAUUCAGAAACUGACCUUCUUCUAAAUCCAUUCUUAUUAGUCUGAGGCUAUGUGUUCACAUGGCAGUACAGCAAUGACAAUAUAUAUUAUUUUUCUCGUUAUCCUAUAAUAGGUUUCUCACUUGGACUUUAAAGUUCUGUGAAAGGGAAGAAGACCUUUAUGGAAAACUAGAAAACUCUUAAGACAAGUCUAAAAGCACUUUAAUUAGUAAGAAAAUUAUUCACAAACUCUUUGUAAUCUAUUUGGUUUGUAGUCAGUAUUUGGUAUGAAAACAAGAUUAGCAGGAUUAACUGUGUGAUGGGCUUUUAAUUAAUCUUUAAGAUGACAUAGUUUGAAGAAAAUGCUUUAGCCGUGAAGAUUGCAUUGUUGGUCUAUAGCCAGGGUGGCAAAGAUGCUGUUUGUCCUGUGAGCUUUUUCCCUGUACAGAUCAGUUUGAGAGAGAUAAAUAUUUUUUGGGUCUGGAAUGUCAUUUAGAAGAAAUAUGAGUUAAGCUAUCAACACUGGUCUCAUCUGCUGUAUAGAGUUGUUCUAAAUACCUUAUCUGCUGUAUAGAGUUGCUCUAAAUAUGGAUUAUAGAUUUUAAAAAAUUGAUUGUGAACUUUUGGAAAAAAUGUAUAUUUGUAUUUUUAGAUGUAAUGGUGUCAAAAUAAAGUAUUUUUGGAAAAUG
Hypanus sabinus (Atlantic stingray) is the source of this 6209-nucleotide messenger RNA. It is a transcript of the gene ing5a, whose product is annotated as inhibitor of growth family, member 5a. NCBI's taxonomy places the organism in Eukaryota, Metazoa, Chordata, Chondrichthyes, Myliobatiformes, Dasyatidae. Bases 1084 to 1812 code for a protein of 242 amino acids. Gene Ontology annotation, biological process: positive regulation of DNA-templated transcription; positive regulation of apoptotic signaling pathway. The transcript has 9 exons. Gene Ontology annotation, cellular component: nucleus. The record is from RefSeq and is a predicted model, not a curated record. Gene Ontology annotation, molecular function: chromatin binding.